AUGAGCUGGCGGUACCUCUUCUACAGACCACGUAGUAUUUACCAGUCGAUCGCAUUGUUUGCCACAGUGCAAUUUCUGACCGCAUGCAACGGCUUCUGGUAUCACAACGGCAGGUUAACGUUCAACCGCUGGACUAUACUGUACACCAUCGCCACGCCCAUCGUCAUAUUGCUCGCUCUGCUGCUUGGCCUUUAUCAACUGCUUAGUGAUCCAAUUCAACGUGAGCGUAUCGAAAUGAUGGACCAGCUGAAGCUAACCAUCUGCGCUGUGGAAUUGCUUAUGACUCCGCUGAACCUCGUGCUCGUCAUGUGUCUGAUGCUAUGGAAGGUGUGCAGCCACAUUGCACUCUACGAUCGCAUAGAUGUAUUGGACCAGCAGCUGGUGCGGGAGUUCGGUGUGUGUUUGAACUACCACAAGCUGUUGCACAAGAAUCUCAUUAAGGCGCUCAUUUUACCAGCAGUCCACUACUCAGCCGUUACUUGGACCAUAGUGCAUGAGGUUCCGGAUAAUGUGCUGCAGGCUUGCGGUUUUGUGUUUCUAUAUUUGUUCAGCAUUAGCGGUCCGAAUUGGACUUGCUACAUGCAUGCGGGUUUCGCCGAAACGCUAAGUAUCCGCUUUCGUCUGCUGCAGAUACUGCUCAACGCCGACUUUUUGUUGGCGAAUUUUCCAGAGCUGCGUAUAUGUGAGGCACGUCUGCAGUGUCUCGUUGGCAUGGUGCGCAGUUUUCAUGAAAUCAUAGACGACAUCAAUGGCGUGUACCGCGCCACUCUGGUGGCGGUCCUAAUGCACGAUUUCACGUUGGUCACCAAUAUACUGUACAUGCUGUUCGGGCAUUCGAUCGGCAAAGGCGAUGUGGGUAUAUUCUUCGCAUACGGCGCGAUGUGGCUGAUAGUGCCGCUGCACAAAUUCAUCACUACGCCCAUCUACUGCAGCAUGGCGGUGGAAGAGGGCAAACGCUGCUUGCGUCUAAUUGAAAAAAUCGACAUUUGGUUCCCCAACUUCAAGUCAGCCAAACGAAUUGUGGCCGCCACAAUGCACUGGCGCCUGGAAAAUAAAAUUGAAUUCACUUGCGGUUUCAAUAUGAUCUUCAAUAGAACCAUCAUCGCAACGAUAACGGCAGUCGUCUUCAAUUAUCUGCUAAUACUCAUACAGUUCCGCAUGACCCAAUUAAUGGGUCAACAAAUUGAGGAGCAGAAGAACGUAUUGCACGAUUGGGUUGGCGACCUUUAA
Zeugodacus cucurbitae (melon fly) is the source of this 1230-nucleotide messenger RNA. It is a transcript of the gene Gr57a, whose product is annotated as putative gustatory receptor 57a. The record is from RefSeq and is a predicted model, not a curated record. Lineage: Eukaryota; Metazoa; Arthropoda; Insecta; Diptera; Tephritidae. Gene Ontology annotation, biological process: sensory perception of taste. Gene Ontology annotation, cellular component: membrane. The transcript is spliced from 3 exons. Bases 1 to 1230 code for a protein of 409 amino acids.